UCACCGUCAUCUAUUCUUGCCCUUAAGGUUGCCUAGGAGACACAGAAGAGGGUGUGGCAGUGAGCCUUGCUGUUCCCUCUACGUCCCCUCCCUCCCACAGCUCUCCCGCUGGGCUGAUCAAAGAGGCUGCCACUCCCCCCUCCUCUCCCUCCAUGGGCAGUGUUCUGGCAGUACAGGGGAGCCCCAGUAUGCCUCAUGGUGUGGACACCAUCGGGCUGCAGGUGGACUACUGGCUGGCAUCGCUGGCGGAGAAGCGACGUGAUGGGGAACGGCGUGACACGGGCGGUAAGAACACCCUGAAGAGUGCCUUCAGGUCCCUGCAGGUCAGCAGGCUACCAGGAGGGGGCAUCAGUGAGACCCAGGCCCAGGUCAGCACCAUGGCCAUGACGGUGGUCACCAAGGAGAAGAACAAGAAGGUUCCCACCAUCUUCCUGGGUAAGAAACCGAAGGAGAAAGACGUAGACUCUAAGAGCCAGGUCAUCGAGGCCAUCAGCAGACUCAUCUGUUCUGCCAAGCAGCAUCAUACCAUGUUGAAAG
This is a messenger RNA of Salvelinus sp. IW2-2015, 537 nucleotides long. RefSeq names its product phosphofurin acidic cluster sorting protein 1-like. Gene Ontology annotation, biological process: protein localization to plasma membrane. Lineage: Eukaryota; Metazoa; Chordata; Actinopteri; Salmoniformes; Salmonidae. The record is from RefSeq and is a predicted model, not a curated record. Gene Ontology annotation, molecular function: transmembrane transporter binding.